AUGUCCAAAAAGUCCUCAUCGCUCAAGAGUGGGACCCCCUCGUCUUUACCACCAUACGACGUCGACGUGGAAGCGGGACGAGGACAAGGUCCAGGCCUCAAAGAGCGCAAGACCUCGGAAGAGGCCUAUCCCAAUUACAACACCGGCUAUGUCUGGAUACUCCUCCAGUUGCUGGUGUGCAUCUUCUUAUUCUUGCUGUGGAUGCCCAACCCGUCCAAGAAUACAGCACUCAUAGCGGCGGGAACGGACUAUAUUGGGGCAUUCAAGAAGUGCGCGGGGACCUCGUGUGAGGACUGGCUGAAGGGCGGAGCUGGCGCUGCCCCUGCCUCCGCCCCGGCAGCUGACGCCGACGCAGCCGACCCGUCCAAAGCGGAACGACGCGAUCUUUCCCUCCAGAAGCGGGCUAGCUCCCUCGAUGAAGCCGUCGACCCCGCCAAGUUCUUCGUCAAUGUCGGCCUUGGCCUCCUCAUCGCCUUUUAUCUUUCCCUAUACCUCACCAUCCUCCUCAUUGUCCGACUGUUCAAGAUUCCCGACCCCCCGACCCCCCGAGACUCCUCCGAGCCUCCAGAAGUGGAGAGAGCGAAAGUAAGAGGAGCUCGGAGACGCAAGUUCAAGCUAUUUGCUUAUCGCGCAAGCAGGAGUAUAGGGGUGAUCAACGUGGUAUUUAUCUUUGGGUGCUUGGUGGCAACGGGGAAGUCAGUGGCGACGGUGAGGAAUAAGAUGGAGUUGAGCCGGUCAAACGGAAUCGGAGGAGGAUUCUUCCUACUGCUGAUGUCCCUCUUUCUCAGCCUGUACUCGUGCGUUCGAGAUCUCUGCAAUCCCAGCGGAAGGAUACGGAUAUGGCUCGGCUUCCGAUGCUGGUUCCCCAAUAAGAUCCUGUUCUGGGAUAGGAAGCCGCUACCUGUAUCCAAUAAGGUGGAGAACACAGAGAUGGAGGUGAUCAAGACAGACGGCGCGACACCCAGCGGGAGUCAGCGGAGUCAGCGCAGCUCGGGGGGCUCGUCAGGGAAGGACACGAAACGACCUGGAAUACCGAAACGGCCAAGGAGGCCAAUAGUUAAAGAACGUCCUCAGCAGCCGCCAGGUGCAAAGCCGAGACCUUACCUUUGA
Molecule: messenger RNA, 1110 nt
Organism: Dioszegia hungarica
Lineage: Eukaryota; Fungi; Basidiomycota; Tremellomycetes; Tremellales; Bulleribasidiaceae
Exons: 3
Coding region: 1-1110 (369 amino acids)
Source: RefSeq, a predicted model, not a curated record